Messenger RNA from Liolophura sinensis, 4771 nucleotides. RefSeq names its product PHD finger protein 21A-like. The transcript has 14 exons. NCBI's taxonomy places the organism in Eukaryota, Metazoa, Mollusca, Polyplacophora, Chitonida, Chitonidae. The record is from RefSeq and is a predicted model, not a curated record. Bases 181 to 1662 code for a protein of 493 amino acids.
CGAGGAGGAACUGUGAUAUUAUUUUCCAUCGAGUUAUUCAGAUUCGGCGAAAAAUAGAUUAUAGUGACCUGGAACAACCAGGAAAGUUUGAGGACAUCCCAGAAUGUCAAGAGCAGAUUUGAUGCUAUACAAGGCCAACUCAAAGUGGCGAUACAAAGCCAUCAGACGCUGGUUGCGAGGAUGAAAUCGGAUCCACAGAAUGCGGAGUUCAAGAAGAAGCUGCACCAGUUCCAAGCCGAGAUCACUUCACUGAGUGAAAAACAGAAAUCCAUUGUUCAGAAGUUACGCCGAGAUCUACUUGUAAACCAGUCUCAACAAAUCAAACAAGCUCCAAUAGUACAAACAAAUGCUGUUCCAAAAGUACAGCCAAAGCCUAUUUUACCACGGUCAGAUGUUCUACCUCAGCCCACCAACCUGUCCACCAAGGUGGUCAACACAGUCCCAGUGUCACCCUCUCCUCAAGCGCGGCAGAUUGUGGUACCCACUCGUCUAGUACAGCCCAAUGGCCACAUCAACACCACCACCAAGACAACAACGACAACAUGCCCACAGAUCCUCACCAGUUCUCCCGCAGUGCAGGCUGGAGACAAGCCCUCCAAGGUGCAGUUACCUCCCCAUGUUCAGGUCCGACAGCCCGCCCCUACUCAGUAUCGCAGCAUUUCUCCAGCUACAGGUCCUCGCAGUAGAUCUCCCUCAGUACAGGUCAAGAGCACUUCCUCUCCCAUCAGAGUACCACAAUAUCCCCUCACCAAGUCUACACUGCUGCAGAGCCAAAAGACUGUAAACAGCAAGGACAAUGGAGACAAAUCUUCUAUGCCUCCGCCUCCAACUACCCCACCAGUACGAAAACCAUCCGAUUCUGAGCCAAGGGAAUUAAAGCGAACAAUGGACAAGAAACAAACAUCGCCUGCAGAGAAAAAGAAGUUGGAAUUCAUGGCAGCGUUGGAUCUAGUCACACCUGAAACAUUAAAAGAAUUACAAUGCAAGAGAACAGAAAGAAAGCGCAGAAGCACAGCAAAUCCACAGUUUAGUUACAACUUUGAACCAGAAAGAAAGCGAGUUACAAAUUACCUAGCAAACACAUUACCACCAGGUGUGAAGAGACCCAGAGGUCGUCCUCCCAAAUAUGGCCCUUCCCCAAACAAUAGUAGACCAACAACCCCUGAUGGCUUGGCAGGAGUUUCGUUUAAAAAUGGCUUUCCUAGGAAUGGAUUGGCAGAUGGUGAUGUGCAUGAUGAUUUCUGUGCGGUAUGUCGGCGAAGUGGGGAACUGCUGAUGUGUGACACCUGUAGUUUAGUCUAUCACCUGAACUGCCUGGACCCACCACUGGCCACAAUACCAUCAGGCAUGUGGAGCUGCCCCAAGUGUCAGCUCACUGGUAUGAAGAGACCGCCUCCCUCCCCUGUUAACUCGGGAACUCUGGCUAUUGUACAUUCCUAUUUGACCACCAAAGCUUCGAAAGAAGAUGAGAGGAAAAAGCUACAAAAAAGGAGUGCAGAAUUAUCCAAUGAGAAAGUCCAACUUGAAAAUAAAAGUAAACAGCUUAAUGAAUGUCUUACGAAACAAAUCCAACACAAACAGAAACUCCUAGCAGACACCAAAGAGGCCACAGAGUCCAUGGAAAAGUUAAAGAAAUUUAUUCAAGUGUUCCAGUCUUCUUGAAGGCUAAAGAUGGGAGACUGAGGGUGCUACACUAUUUACUGUCACAUUGCCUUUGACAGGCUACAAACAUUGACUACCAUUUCUUGUCGUACUUGAAACAUUAUUGGAAAAUAUUUCAUAUGCAAUUUUUAUUUAUGUUGUGCCCUUUUCUAUUUUUUAUGACAAUCUGCUCAUUCAUGUCGAUGAUGGCAAAAUUCUAGUGUUUCUCUCUUUUGUACAUUUGUAAAACCAUUUAUACAUUUCAAAGAGUACAAGUUCAGUUCAUACUGGGCCUACUUUAAGGCAAAGGACAUGAAGCUGGGGGUGUUUUCCAUGCUAUUUAGUCAUUCCUCUCCAGUUCCUUCAGUGUUUUUUUCAGGCUUUUGCAUGAGGAAAUGUUGAUAUUGUACUAGUCUUGCCCUGGAAAGCAGUGUUUGAAUGUGAAGUGUGUUUUCAAGGCUUAAGAGUUAUCUCCCUUGUAAAUACCUGUUGUAAUAAUAUUAAAAUGUUUUGCCAAGUGUUGUGUGAUACCCUGAUGACUUAAUUUUUGUGGCAAGUGGUCAGGGGAAUGUUUUGAACUCUUGUGUGCCUCAGAAUACAAUAACUUAUUUAUUAUCUUUGUUGAUGUUAUUGGCCAUUGUAGAUGCUGAAUAGUUUGGCCACAGUUUAAUGUCUUCAGUACUUAUACUUUUCAGCUUGUAGAGAUAUAUGUAUAUAUGUAUAUUCCAUAUGGAGUGUAUUAUAUGGAUAUCUGGUGCCAGAUUCUGUACCAGUUCCAGAGCAGUUAAAAAUUUUAACCAUGAUUCAAUACAAAUGUGAUUUAAGCUACACAUAGAAAUUCAAUUUCAUGAAUCAAUAUACAUGUUUAAGACUGGAUCAAAGAAAUGCUGUAUGUGAUCUCAAUUUCAACAAUUUUUUUUUUAAUUAAGGCUUUGAAAUUAGAUUUAAGUUAGACUUUUGUGUUGGUUUAUUCCAGACAGUUUGUGAUGUGUGUUUUUUUAGGGUGCAGUCUACCAGAGAGUAUGUAAGCGCUCAGCUUUUGUUAAAAUUACCAUUUUCUUAGACCCUUGUGAGUGGUCGGAUCUCUGUCAUGAACUUUGUGGGUUCUGUAAACAGAUAUUUGAAGGAAGGAUGGUCAAGUCUGACACACCUCAGAAUAAUGGACUGAUUUCACAAUGUUUCACAUUCUUCUGGCUGACCCUUGAAAUUAUAGGUUCAAAUUUAGCUCCUAAUGGUUUGGUCACAGCCUGUAGCCUGUAGGGGGUUUUCGGUUAUCUGACUCUGCUUGGUUUCUGCCACUCCUGCUCGGUUUCUGCCACUCCUGCUCAGUUUCUGCCACUCCUAUAAGUAAAUAAAUUCUCUCAGAUCUGUUUUAUGCCCAGGUGAAGGUUGUGUUUGUAGAAUAAACUACAUGUAAAUUAAUUAAUAUUCGCUGUAUUAAUAGGGCUUGAUAUUUGAACAGUGUACUUGCUGGCUGAAUGCAAUCUACUUAACAGCUGCAUUUAUGCUAUUGACUUGGUUAAACUUAAACAUAAACACAUUCGGUCUCAUGUAUUGCUUAGUGGUUUGCACUUUAUGCAAGUAUUCCAAAUGUGAAUAUUAUAUUUCAAUCAGAAUGGGUAACAGUGUAUAAAACUUGUGAAUGUUAAUAAUUACCUUCAUAUAAUAAGUUGUCAGUUGGGAAUUUCCAGGAUUAUCUUCCAUGAUUUAUUAUAUGAUUAUGUUUAUUAAAUGCCUCAUAAAUUUUGUCGAGUCGGAUGAAGCAGUGAUUCCUGCUUAACUUACUACGUCAUAAUAACAGUGCCCUUUUCCAAAGGCCUAAAAUAUGCAUUAUUCAGCAAGGUGUCACAAUGAAGGAAGCAGUUUUAAGUGCCCUAAAUUAAUGUAUUUUAUUCGCUCCGUUUCUUGUGUGUAUCUCAUAAGCUCUCUGACUUGCCAGGUUUUCUAUGUGCUCUUACAAGUGCUUCCUAAGAGCUGUGGUUCUGUCUUUGUGUGUAACUUAACAGAUACUAGACUUUCGCUCUUAUUCAUCCUCCCCAGUGGUAACUAAUUAAUAUGGCAUAAAUAUACACUCUGGUUAAGCAUGUUGGAGAGUAACAUGGUAUGUCAUGGUGUGUCAGUGAUAACAGAUAACUCCUGUUAGUAUACUCAGUAACAAUCAGAACUGUUAAAAUUUCUCAGACCUAUGUGGCCACUUUCACAAAACUUGGUAAGUAAAUUCUUUGUAAGCUUUCCUCAAUCAUUGUAGCAUUAGGGCGGUAUAACCUAAACCACCUCAUUUAGGUAAAUAGUUUCGAGAAAUUGGAUGUACAAAGUUUUGUGUAAGUGGCCUCUGGUGUGCAUUGUAUGAAAGGUCAUGAAUAUGGAAGCACCAGCUGUUUGUUGAUAUUUCCUUGAUGUUUUUGUACUCGGAUAUUUUAGACUUGGGGAAGGCUGUCUGCCUCUCCUUAUGUUCCCUAUAUUCAGUGGUUGUGCAUGGAGUUUGUAUUGUAUCUGAUACAUACAGGUUUGCAGCUGAGAGCCUGGGGUUCACUCCAGGACAGGUGAGGAAGAGAAUUCUGGUGCUGAUAACUUCCACACCAAUUCUGGGAUCAAUUGAUCUAUUUUUUACACAUAUCUUGACUUAUAUAUGCAGUCUGCGUGUUUGCUUGUCAUCUCAUAUAUACAUGUCCAUGUAAUUGAAUAAUAUGUGACUCUCCUACCAUGGUGCAUAAUAUACAGGACUUAACAUCAUCCUACUCCAAUAUCAGCAAAGUCCUUAUCAUUGAUGUCAUCUCAGCAAAAUGUGUACGAACUAUAUUUAAACCUUUUCAGUACCUUUUCUCCUGUUAUUUGUAAAUACUACAAUUAUAUAGAUACCCCAGCCUUUGAGGCAUUUCUAUUGACAAUAUAAAUAUUAUCAAUGUUGACCUGGUUUAAAUGUAUGUUAUAUAUUAUCGUAUACAGAAAUACUUAAAACUGAGUCUGCCGGCCACCAAGACUUUAUGCUUUGCACGGCGGUUUUCUGGAUACAAAUGUGUCAAUAUGGCAUUUUUUUUUUUAAAUUUUGACACAGUUAUGAUAGCAGUAUGUAUGUGUAUGUUUAUGAAAGUACCAAACUUGUCCAGGAAUAAAUAUCUGGAAAAACUUA